AUGUCACACUUGCAUUUACCCUCCUCUUUCCCUCGUCAUAAAGUGUCACAAAUAUUUGGACCCCCUUUGAAGUGUGACAUCCUUUAUGGACGGCCCCAAAUCGACGAGAAAACGAUGGAAACUAAUGCUAGAUCUGAGUCAUUGAGUGUUGACGAUGAGGAUAAAGAUGACGUUUUUGAUGUAAUUAUAAAGCUAAGAAAAGAACUACUUGCUUCAGUUGAAGUUGCUAAACGAACCAAAAAAAGAACAUAUUGCCAGUGUUGUAUUUUGAUUCGACAGGAUCGGCACGACGUGGAUCACAUAAGUCAAGUACUUAUUGACUAUAAGCACUACGUCUCAAAAAAAUUGAAAGAAUGGCCUUUGUAUUCGAAUGUUGUAACCGAUUUUUCUAUGGCACUUAUUGAGGCUGUUUUGAAAGGAUUUAACACGAUGGAAAUUCCGACGUAUUUGCAAUAUGCAAUGAAAUGGGCAACCAGUGACGUCAUUCCAAUUAAAAUUGUACAACGCUCCUCAAUGAAUUUUGAAAACAGAUGGGUCUUGAGAUCCGCUCUGAACUUUGCAAGUGAUGGAGAAGUAGUCAGAGAAGUAGCCAGUGCAAGAGAACAAGAUAUAGAGAUAUAUGAGAAAAGAAAGGGCACGAGCAACUAG
Messenger RNA from Helobdella robusta, 648 nucleotides. RefSeq lists its product as hypothetical. The transcript has 6 exons. The record is from RefSeq and is a predicted model, not a curated record. Bases 1 to 648 code for a protein of 215 amino acids. NCBI's taxonomy places the organism in Eukaryota, Metazoa, Annelida, Clitellata, Rhynchobdellida, Glossiphoniidae.